Syzygium oleosum is the source of this 480-nucleotide messenger RNA. RefSeq names its product acetyl-CoA-benzylalcohol acetyltransferase-like. The record is from RefSeq and is a predicted model, not a curated record. NCBI's taxonomy places the organism in Eukaryota, Viridiplantae, Streptophyta, Magnoliopsida, Myrtales, Myrtaceae. The transcript has a single exon. The coding region runs from base 1 to 480 and encodes 159 amino acids.
AUGUUCGAGUGUGGGGGACUUGUGAUCAGCCUGCGCUUUUGUCACAAGUUAGGUGACAUGUGCACCAUGGCGACAUUCAUGAACUCAUGGGCUACCGCGUGUAGGAGUGGAAUCCACGAAGUAGCCUCGCCGUAUUUCGAGCUGUCGUCUCUAUCCCCAGUGAAGGGGUCGGGGGUAACUCUUAUGCCUCCACUUCUUGCUGGAGUAAAACUCACCAUGAAUCGGUUCUUAUUUAGUAGAGCGGCCCUAUCGAGAUUAAAACUAGCUGGGCCUAAAAAUGUGCGGAUAUCGAGAGUGGAGGUCAUGUCCGCACUGUUAUGUAAGACAUUCGUAACUCUGGAUCGAGCUAAACAUGGGCGUCUGAGACCUCUUGUCAUUUGCCAGAAUAUGAACUUGCGUGGGAGAGUUAAUCUACCAAUACCGACAAAUGCGUUCGGUAACUUCUACACCAAGGUCAACGCCCGACACACGAUGCAUUAG